AUGGAAGCAGAAUCAUCAGCCUACAAGGGUUCACCUUCCAAGAUGGUCGACCCCACCGACGACCUUACCUCUGUCACCGUCCAGCCCCUUGACAACACCACCAUGGGCGAGACCUCCAGCCUGGGCCACAUGCCAAGGGAGCGCUUCAACGCCGGCAAGUUCAUCAAAUCCUUUGGCAGCAAAGACGCCUGGCUGGGCGACUAUGACUACCUCUCGCUCUUCAUCCCCAACAUCCCCGGCUUCACUCGCCGAGAGUUGCCAUUUUACGGUAUCCAUGACCGCCUCCCCUACCUCCUUGUCCUCAUUCUCGGUAUUCAGCACUCUCUUGCCAUGGUCGGCGGUCUUGUGGUGCCCCCUCUACUCCUCGGCGGUGUCGCAGGCGCCAACCUCGGCACUGAAGUGCAAAGCUAUCUCGUCUCGGCAUGUCUGAUCUGGUGCGCUGUGGGAACGGUCUUCCAGAUCACUCGUAUGAAGAUCAGGGGCACCAAGUACUACUUCGGCACUGGUCUCAUCAGCGUCACCGGUACCUCGUUUGCGUUCGCCAACGUCGCUCUCAAGUAUCUUCAGCAGUCCUACGAGAACGGCACAUGUCCCACUGACAGCUCGGGAGUCAAACUGCCAUGCCCCGACGAGUUUGGCGCGAUCCUCGGCACCAGCGCACUCACCGGUAUCCUCGCCAUUGGCAUGGCCUUUAUCCCUCCUCGCCUGAUCCGCAAGAUCUUCCCGCCUCUGGUGACAGGUACCAUGCUCAUGUUCAUCGGCGCCGCCCUCGUCACCUCGGGUGUUACCAACUGGGCUGGCGGUUCGGCCGCAUGCGCGACCGACCACACUGUCAAGUGCACUGCCGGUCGCCACGAGGAGUACUGGGGCUCGGCCAAGUUCCUGGGUCUCGGCUUCUCAUGCUUUUCGGUCAUCAUCCUUUGCGAGGUUUUCGGCUCGGCCUUUAUGAAGUCUGCUUCAGUCUUCCUUGGACUCGUGACGGGCAUGAUCAUCGCCGCUGCCACGGGAUACUUUGACAGCCAGACCAUCAAGAACGCGCCCGGUGGCACUUUCCUGUUCGUUCACACCUUCAAGCUCAGCCUCCGUGGUCAGCUCGUGCUUCCCAUGCUGGCGUCUUGGUGUGUCAUCAUCGCGGAGUCAAUCGGCAACAUUACUGCCUCUGCCGAUGCUUCUCGCGUUGACAUCACCGACGAAAGGUUCAUGACUCGUGUGCAGGGAGGAAUGUUGACAGAUGCAAUCUCCGCUACACUCGCUGGUCUCAUGACUGUCCCCCCUCUCACGACGUUUGCCCAAAACUCGGCUGUUAUCGCCCUCACUCGUAACGCCUCGCUCCAGUCCGGCUACAUGUGCGCGUUCAUCCUCCUCAUCAUGGGCGUUGUCGGCAAGUUUGGCGCCAUUUUUGCUGCUUGCCCACCCUCGGUCAUUGGCGGCUUCACCACUUUCCUCUUUGGCUCAGUCACCGUCUCGGGUAUCCGUGUUCUUGCCUACUGCAAGUGGACUCGCCGUGACCGCUUUGUCGCGACCGCCGCCGUCGCUCUGGGCAUGUCCUCUCUCUGUGUCCCCAACUGGUUCUCGUUCAUCUUCACCUACGAGGGCACCAACAAGGGUCUCUCGGGCCUCAUCCAGGCCGUCGAGUUGAUUGUCGAGGAGUCGUACCUCAUCGCCGCUCUUGUCGGUGCCUUCCUCAACGCCGUCCUUCCUUCCGAGAUUCCCGAGGCGAGCGUUACCCCCCUUGAGGAGAAGGAAAAGUGGAACGCACCUGGGUCGCUCGCAGACGGCAACCGCCAAGACACCCAGCGCCCGGAGGACCUCGAGGCCGCCGCCCACGGCCACUAG
Molecule: messenger RNA, 1836 nt
Organism: Apiotrichum porosum
Lineage: Eukaryota; Fungi; Basidiomycota; Tremellomycetes; Trichosporonales; Trichosporonaceae
Exons: 3
Coding region: 1-1836 (611 amino acids)
Biological process (GO): transmembrane transport; xanthine transport
Cellular component (GO): fungal-type vacuole; membrane
Molecular function (GO): xanthine transmembrane transporter activity
Source: RefSeq, a predicted model, not a curated record